Molecule: messenger RNA, 7482 nt
Organism: Leptomonas pyrrhocoris
Lineage: Eukaryota; Euglenozoa; Kinetoplastea; Trypanosomatida; Trypanosomatidae
Product: putative protein kinase
Exons: 1
Coding region: 3634-7482 (1282 amino acids)
Biological process (GO): protein phosphorylation
Molecular function (GO): ATP binding; protein kinase activity
Source: RefSeq, a predicted model, not a curated record
GAGGUAAAAACAAACUUUAACCGGCUUCUAAGAAAGCUAUGAGCGGUGGAGGCGUGAGCCACGUUUCUCCGCAUCAUUUCUUCCUCAAGUCGCCUCGUCAGCAUUGACACCGUCAGCUUUGACGGUUGCAUUAACCUUUUCAUUGUGAGAGUGCUCAUUAUUAUUAUUAUUAUUAUUAUUACUAUCUCUUUGCCACCUGUGCCAUUUUGAUCUUCUUCUAUCGGCGUGACUCUUGUAUUUGCGGUAUAAUAAACCAACUUUUCUUUUUUCUUCUUUUGGGUGUUCUUCUUCAUUGAACGAAGAAUUGGAGCCGUCGCGCGGACACGCAAUCCUGUCUGCGAGAACGGUGGCGUUCUGUAGUUGCAUUUCACUACGUGGUCAGCUCUGCAAGACAACCGUUGCGUUGACCAGAAGAGAGAGAGACCCGCCAACGUAUUCAAGUGUGUCACUCAUCUCAGCCGCGAAGUUCAUCCUUUGUGUUUUCUGCUUUUUUAUGUACUACUCCGACGCACAACAUUGGCGUGGUGUGUGAGACAUUCGCUUUUUUUUUCUUUCCGGAUGGUGUUCACGAAAUUCGUGAACCCUUUUAUUAUUAUUUCCAAUCAAUCUAACUAGUGUUGUUGACAUUGUUUCCUUUUGCAGAGAAUUUGUGCUGUGUGCACUUGUCCUAUCUGGCUUCCGUGAUUAUCAGUCAAUGCAUGGACGGGCAAAUGCAUGCCGUCAAAAGCACAUAAGCUGUUUUUCAACAGGCACACCCAGAGCAGAAAAAUAAUCCACUUUUUCAUUCUCUCAAACGCAAGAACGUUUCUUGUCUCUUCCAGCCAAUUACCUUCUUGUCUUCUUUUCUUUUCUUUACUCUUUUAUUUUAUUUUAUUUUCUUCUCUCUCCUUUUUUCCUGCCUCAGUGGCUUUAUAGACUUUUCAGCUUUACGUUUGUAUUGAUCCGUCCUCGCCACUGUGAUCGUGUGUGGCGUCUAUUUGUGGCGCUUCCUUUUGCUCUUUUUCCUUCUUUCUCUGGCGGUCUUUCAUUGAUCAUUUUUUCUUUCCCCGCUGUACUUGUGUGUUUACUUCUUCUGUUUUUCUUGUUAUUGAAAUCUCCGUUUUUCCCCCUUUUUCCCCUGUUUUUCUGUUCCCGCUCCGUGUUCUUUUUGUUUGCCUCGUCUUCAUUUUAUUUCCCGUCAAUUCCUGUUUCUUGGAAAAGUCACUCCUUUUGAUCUCCCAUUCCUUUUUUUUUUCUUGAGAACUAAGCGUUUCUUUUCCGUUAGCACAGCAAUAAAAUUGCCGCAUGUAAAGACGGCUCGCAUCAUUGAGCAGCAACCAGAAAGGAAAUCAAAAAGAAAAACAGUUUGUGACAGUUUGUGGAGGUGGGGUUGCGGCGCUACUGUACUUUACGAGUACCAUCUUUCAUGAUUGUGUUUUACGUUCUGCUUUUAUUUUCAUUAUUUGUGCAUAUCACCGAUUUAGUGUCGGUGACGUUGCCCGUCUUCACUCGCCACCGCAGUAUGACGAGUUUUUUUUCUCCUUUAUUCUUAAACGUUUUUGUGCAUUUGUAUUUUUGUCACUUUUUCCCAUUCUCAUUUUCUUGUGUUUCCGUUUUUCGUUUGGAAGAAAAAGGGGAAAAAGGAACGAAAAAGAAGUAAACCCGAUGAGCAGCAGCCCGGCUUACGGCGCCACAUCGCCGUCCUCGCCUCGACCAUUGUUUUCACCACGGAAGCAAGUCUCCUUCAUCAGCGGGGAGGGAGCAGUGGAGGACGAAGUGAAACCGCGGACGAGCUGGCUGGGCGAUGGCGCAGGCGCGCGUGGAGUUACGGCAGACGCGGCGAGUGCGACAGCCCCGCCUUCUUCGCAUGCCAGGCAUCAGCGGCGACUCAGCGAGGAUGUAGUGGUGUACGCUGCACCGGAGAAUACCGCACCACAGUGCAUGAGCGGUAACGGUGCGGGAAAAGCGCGAGAUGCGGACCGCACCCAACUUCAUCUUCGUUGUCCUCGUCCCAAUGAUGACGUUCCUCAACCAGGCGUCUCACGUUCGGAGACUUCGCCAAGGUUAGAGGAGAAGACGAUGGAGGUUGACGACCCAGCCGUCUUUGAAAGUCCAUCGUACUCUGGUAUUGGGGCAUCACCGCCGCAGGUCAGUGUUAAUCGAUCGCAUGAAGAGUACGUCACAGCCAUCACCACAAGAACAAAAGCAAUGAGGAUUGACUCCGGUGCACAGGAUUACCACAUAAACAAGUGCACAGAGCCGGAGAUCGAAGCGAUGUGGCCAAUUUCACCACUGCCGUUAGCGAUGGCGUUGCGCACUACCUCUGCCAACAGCACUGCCGCAGCUGUAAAUUGUCCGCGUGUAACAGGCGUCACGGGGCCAACACACACGGCUCACAUUCAGUCAUCGAAUCGUUUAAACUUAGUCCCCGGCUGCCCCGCGGCAAUGACCACCCGAUCUACACGCGCACCUCUACACAAACGCAGGGAUGUGCGAGACUCCAACGGCACCUUUGGCGGCAGCGCUGCCUCGGUCACGACGCAGCCUGGCGUGGUCGUCCCACACGUCUUCGGCGUCUCCUCACCCAACGACGACGAACACACGGCGGAGUCCGGCUCCUUCGCGAUGGACCUGAGUGAGUUUAGCACGAAUGCGUCGCCGCUGCCGCCCUCUGAGCCACCAUUGUCGUCGCUGCCGCCCUUCAAUUUACCCACCCAACCGUCCAGUCCGCAAGGUGCGCUGCCGCAGACACACAUUUCGCUGACGGCUCCACGUGCUCCCAUGAAUCUGAGGACCAGCCCGCCGCUUUCGUUGUCUUCGUCGGUGGUCAUGUCAGCCUCUUUUGCGUCGCUGCCAUCUCCACCGCUGGCGAACCCACUGCAGCCGUCUUUCGACUUCCACAGUCCAUUAAAGGUGAUUCACACAGUGUCCCAGCAUGAAUCAGCUACGGUUGCGGACCGCUAUUGGGAAGCACCAGACGUCAGCGUGUCUACCUCGGCAGCAUAUCAGGCCCUCUCGCCGGCGCAAGGACGGUAUGCAGACGAGGUGGCGACACCGACAGCCGUGUCUGACGCACGGCCAUUCCCUCCUGAAGAACUUCAUCCCAGCAGGCAGCGCACGAUGUCACCACGAGAGAUGCGUUCCACUACGCCGCCAGUUCCGCAACAGCAGCAACCGCCCCCACAACCGCCGCUUCCCGGCGUCGAUGCGAACUGCCCAGGUCCCUAUCAACCUGAUUUCGAAACGAGUGCAACCGAUGCGUGUCGUACGUUCUCUAGAGCACAGAUGUCCGCUAGCCACAGUCAGAUAGAGCUGGGGCUGCAUCCCUACGAAUGUGUUGUCCCUUUCACGUUACCUUCGUCGUCCGCAGGCCCAAUGCCGCAACCCACUCCUCCGCACUCUCUUUUCCCUUCACCACGCAACGAGUCGACACGACUACCGCCGUCUCAUGUGACGCUGCAGAGUUAUGUGAGGCAGAUGAAGUCUCCGGCUGCGCACUCCCACAGUUUCUCCUGUGCGUUGCUUACGAUUGGGACGUGCUUCUGCGCAUUGCCCUUCUGCGGCUGCCUUUUGUUGCUCGGUCUGCACUUUUGGGCAGUCGGGGUGCAGGAGGGGGGCUACCCCGGGCACUCUUAUCCCACCCACGUAGGAUCCAUGUCGCAGAGGGGCCUCACCUUCAUGUUAGGGACGUUGCUCUGUGCUGUGGUCAUGGGCCUCGGUGGGGGUCUUGCCGUGUACGCGCUGCUCUACCGGCGAGCGAUUCGCUAUCAGAAAUGUGUGUUUGCGCUGUGCGCCAACCUUUCAUACGACGUUGCCUCCUCCGAUGGAGCGCAUGUCGCGUCCAACUUUCUUGAGAGUCCUGGUGACGAUUCAGGUUACGCUGCAUUGAGUUCGACUGUCACUGUGCCCGGUGUGCGCCUCGACGUUUGCGACUUGACCCCGUCACUCUCCACACUUUCGCGCUGGCAUCGCGAGGUCGUUGCUCUGCUCGAUGCGUUGGCAGCACCGCAGGCGGCGUCUGGUGAGGUCUUGCCCUUCCUAAGCGUCUCCGCCCCGCAUGACCCCUCACCGUUGCUGCCAUCCCCGCAAGCGCGUGAGCAGGUGGACAGGCCGUUCUUUAACGCGGUAAGGGCACCUGGUGCGUUGACGGGAGGCGGCGUUGUCGCACGACCCUUUUCGGCGACCAGCGAGGUCUGCUCCAUCGGCAGCAGCAGCGGACCGGGCGCGCAGCGAGAUCGCGUCGAGGAGGUCGUCCUAUCUCGCCGCCCGCAGCACCCCGCCGACGAGAGCCGGCUGCACGACGUUGUCACCGUCGUUGUGUGUCGCUUUCUCGUGCCGCCGCCGCUCUUAGCGGGGCAGCAACCCAUCUCCAAGGCACAGCUGAAAGAACUGGAAAGUCUUUCUCUGGAGUUCCACACCCGCCUGCGCCGCGCGGGACUUGGGCGGCAGGUAUACAUGACGGAGUGCGGCAUCGCCGAGGUAGUCUUUUCGCUGAACACGGUGUGGCCCGUCCAGCUCCUUGUGGCAAACGCCACCGCCGUCGCACUGGCGCUGGCGGCACAGAGAGAGUUAGCAGAGUGGUCGCCGAAGUAUCGCGGCCAACGUGUGCGGUGGGGCGUGGCGGUGCAUCGCUUCCGCACUGUCCUGCGGCCCGCUCGCGGCGGCAACGGACGACUCACCCUUAGCUUUGGCACCCUUGAGUACGAUGUGGCCCGGUCCCUGGCGCAACUCGCGGCGCUGUGCGGCUACGGCGUCCUUUGCCACGCCGACUUCUUCACGGACGCGAUGAACGAGGCGAAGGGGCUGCCAGUGGACUACGUGAUGGACUGCAUGCAGCGGCUGCUUUUGGUGUACCAGCUGCACGACGAAGCUGUGCCAGAGGGCAGCAAGCGGAGCAUGGCGGACAUCCUAAGCCUCAUGCGCGGCGGCCGCUACACCGAGGCGUCCCGGCGUCUGAAGGCGUGGAAGGAGCACGGUGGUGACGGUGCACCUUUUCUGCCUGCUGCGCAGCACUUGCUGUACGUGGCGCGUUUUUUAACUGGCGCACUGAGCCACGGCGAGCGCGACGGGCGCUACGGCACGGCUGUUUUGGACUUGCGCUCCUCCUACGCCUCUUUUGCCUCUUCACCCCCGCUUUCAACAACAGCGGCAUCUCUCUUUUCCAGCUUCUCGGAGUGGUUGAUAAAGAUGCUGAUGCAAUCGUACUUCCGGCCGCCACCGAUAUGGGAAGAGGACACCAACGGGGCUUCCGCCGGCCCACAGUGGCACAGUUUUUCUUCUCCCGCCGCCACUGGUGCAGCGGCGGUGGACAACAACGGCAGCAGCAGCAGUCGACAGGCCUCCCCGCCGCCGCGGCUGUUCCACGAUGUGGUGAGGAUGGCAGACGUCCGCCAUGGCAGUAGCAAACGUAGCAUCGGUGGCAACGAGGCGGCCGCGCCUGCGACGCCGUCGCGUAUGACGUCGCACUACUUCUUUCCUUCCGUUUUCUCUGCACCCGCCAACGCGCACAGCGAUCCAAAGAAGCGCGUUGCUUCUCCCCGUACCCUCUUUGGGAAUUUAAUUGUUUCCUCCGGCAGCGAUGCUCACUGGCUGCACAGUCCGCUGACGCUCGAAUCAUCUGUGCGUGUGGGCAGCAAUUCACUGUCGCUGAUGACGCCGCCGUCCGCUUUACCUGACCAUUGGAGUGCCCGACCCGCUCCCGCAGAACACUUCCCUCCUCCUCCAGCAGGAGGAGGUGCUGCUGUCGUCUCCGUUUCGCCGGCAAGCAGCCGGUUUAGCAGCACCACCGUGAUGACGCCUGUGGUGCUACCGCAGGCGUUACAGGAACUCCAGCGACGCGACCCCGCCCCUCAGCCACUCAACCUUGACGACGCCGCGCAGUGUGCCAAUGCGGCGACCUCCUCCGCCUUCCCCAACUCACUCCCGCGUAAGGUGCACGUCGUUCAGGAGGAUUCCCCCGAGUCGCCUACGCUGCCGCCGCAGUCAGACAGCAUGCAGGCACUGCAUGCCUCGGCGGUUUCGCCGAUCGUGCCGUUGCCGCCAGGUGAGUGUUUGCUGGCGGCACCGGGAGGAAGGCCUGCGGAGGGUGUGAGCGAGAUCCCACCGCCGCCUCUUCCCCAGGGCGGUGGCGCGCGACGCGCGCGACGAAAGAGCAGUCUCGACAGCCGCGGGAGCCGUUCACGCGGCCGCAGCAGCUCUGCUUUGCCUGGCACUACGUCGGAGGAAGGCGAGCUCGUUGGUGCGAGGGUCGAAGCAGCUCCCUCUUUCCAACCUUUGGAAUACCAACGAGGUGCCGCUGAGGGUGCGAUCUGCGUCCCCAGCUCGGUACGGUCAGCGCAAUCGCUGACGCUGUCGGGCCGCACACAACAGCGCAGCACACCGUACCCCACGACGCUCCCGCUCUUCUUGGACAGCGCCGCGACACUGCCGGGCGUGGAGGACGACGAGGACGACAGCGGCGGCGGCGACCACACCAACACAACCGGCGGUGACCCCGAUCUGACGAGCUUCGCGGAGGUCUCACGGGAGCGCUCGAUGACGUCGGUGGCGCAGCGCUCACGUUCGAUGAAGUCGGUGCGGGCUGCUUCUACGUUUGCCGCCGUGGUGUGCACCCGCACGCGACGCAUCACCGGCGACCGCAUCGGCAUGACGCAGGUGUUUCAAGGCUUCCAUCCGCAGGGAUAUCUGGUGGCCAUUAAGCAAGUAGACAAGCGCUCCCGCAAGCUGGUGCAGCUGCAGCGCAACGAGAUCCAUUUGCUUCGCCGGCUGAGUCACUCCAACAUUGUGCAUUUCGUUGGCGACUGGGAGGAUGACGCAGCCCUGUGCAUGGCGAUGGAGUACGCCUGCGACACGUUGACGUCGGUGCUGGAUAAAUUCGGCCGGCUGUUACCGGGCGUUGUGCGCCACUACGUCUGCGGUUUGCUUCGCGCCCUCGACUACCUGCACAACGGGAAAGGUAUCGUGCACCGCGACGUGUCGCCUAACAACAUCCUUAUCACGAACGCGUCGGACAGCAGCCAGGCGAAGCUAAUUGACUUCGGUCGCUCGAUGCUGCUACCUCGCUCACGCAGUGUCACGGUGAGCCCGACCACAACGUCUGUUACAUCCGCGCGUCUCUCCCGUCAGGGGCCGUCAGAGGGCCGCUCCAUACGCAGCACCGACUCGUCACUUCAGCAGCCAAUACACGCACCGGUUGUGGGGACGCCGCUGUUCAUGUCCCCGGAGGCGUGUCGGGGCUUGGUGCAUCCCGCCAACGAUGUGUGGAGUGUGGGGGUGAUCAUGUACCUGUGCUUGACGGGCGAGUACCCGUACCCGGCGGAGGCCUUCGUAGAUCCCGAGGCGUUUAUCGCGAGCGUGGGCAGCGGCAGACUCACGCCUACGCUUGGUGCGUUGCCCAACUCGACCUCGGUAGAACACGACUUUAUUGAGCAAUGCUUAACGAUAGAUUACACUAAGCGCCCGUCUGCCGCGGCGCUGCUCAAUCACCCCUUCAUCAUUGUUUAG